Enterospora canceri is the source of this 1167-nucleotide messenger RNA. Lineage: Eukaryota; Fungi; Microsporidia; Enterocytozoonidae. The record is from the annotation of a GenBank genome assembly.
AUGAUUCUCCUGUUAAAGCUAUCGACAAUUUUAUGUCUGUGGCACAUUAGUAGUUUCCCAGUCAGUGGUGUUACAUUAAGCCAGCUUAGGAGUAUUUUAUUUGGAAACAACAUGUUGCUUCAAUACAACAAAAGUAGCUUUCUAGGCGCUACUUUGAAAGGAAAAGCCAAGAAAUGGAAGGACAAAGCUGUGCAUAACAAGAAGAAAGCAGAUAAAGUUAUUAAACAUUGGAAAAAGGCUGUUAAACAUGGUAAACACUACAGAAGACGCAAAUCAAUAGGAAGUUCAUCAUCUUCAAGCAGUUCAACAACAUCUUAUGAUAGAAGAAAGCACGUUGCAUUUCCAGGAAUAGCAAAUUUAGAAGAUUCAGGUUGCAGUAGUUCAAGUUACAGUAGUAGAAAAAGACAUAGGAGACAUCAUAGUUCAUCAACAACAAGUAGCUGUGUUGAUAACACGAUUGAAACACUCUUCCCUAAGAAAGGUCGUCCAUUACCAAAGAGAGAUGACGUCUACUUCCUUGAUGAGAAAGGCGGAAUGAAGAAAUCAUAUGGGCCAUUCAAGGAUGAUGAAAGUAGUCCAUUUUACUAUCCAGGAUUACACCAAUUAGAUGGUAAAAUAGGAAAGAGAGUGUUAUCAGACCAGGAAUAUAGGAUUCAUCCAUCAUUUAUGUCCAAAUUAGCAGAUGGAGGAUUCUAUGAACGUAGAGUGAUUAAACCAAAAGACGAGAAAGGAGCAGAUGUCGUAGAAGAGCGAUUUGGAUACUUUCCAAAGACAGGAGGUAACUCAAAUGAGUCAGAUGAAUCGAGUGAAAAUCAACCAAAGAAGAAGCGUAUGGGAUCCAAUCCUGAUAUGUCAAUAUUCAAUGCAUUUAUGCCUACUCAUCCACAUGGUUCUGGCCUAAAUCCGUACUCAUACGGUACCAUGUCACACCUUGAGACCAAAAUAGACCAAGAAUUUGAAGAAAUGAGAAAGGCACAGGAAGGAAGCAGAAUCAGGUUCAAUUCCAACCAGGAUAAGCUACAGGAUAAAAUAAACAAGGAAACAACCAGAUUAGAGAACACCCUGGAUACCAAGAUAACCACAGAUAUAGCAAAGAAACAGUCUGAAUUAAUGGAUGACGUAGACGGCAAAAAGAACAGGAAGUACAGUGACGAUAGAAUCAAAUAG